Hevea brasiliensis (rubber tree) is the source of this 1617-nucleotide messenger RNA. RefSeq names its product serine carboxypeptidase-like 20. The coding region runs from base 1 to 1530 and encodes 509 amino acids. Gene Ontology annotation, biological process: secondary metabolic process; proteolysis. NCBI's taxonomy places the organism in Eukaryota, Viridiplantae, Streptophyta, Magnoliopsida, Malpighiales, Euphorbiaceae. The record is from RefSeq and is a predicted model, not a curated record. Gene Ontology annotation, molecular function: acyltransferase activity, transferring groups other than amino-acyl groups; serine-type carboxypeptidase activity. The transcript has 14 exons.
AUGGAUAAAAUCUUCUUUCUCAGGAUAUUAAUUUGCAUGCUUCUGAAUUUUGUAUCAAUUCAAGGAGCUCCUGAAAAUGCUCGAGUUACAUCUCUUCCUGGAUUCAGUGGCAUUUUCCCCUCCAAUCACUACUCAGGGUAUGUGAAUUUGCCAGUAACUUCUAAUACUUCAAAGAACCUUUUCUACUACUUCGUUGAAUCAGAGAGAGAUGCAAAAAGAGAUCCUGUUGUCUUAUGGCUUAAUGGUGGACCUGGGUGCUCUAGCUUUGAUGGGUUCAUCUACGAACAUGGACCAUUUGACUUCAAAGCAGCAAAGGAACCAGGGAAAUUGCCCACAUUGAAUCUCAAUCCAUAUAGCUGGUCCAAGGUUUCUAGUGUAAUUUAUCUGGAUUCUCCUGCUGGUGUUGGUUUUUCUUACUCAGACAACACCAGUUUUUAUCAAACAGGAGACAAACGAACUGCUUCUGAUACACACCAUUUUCUUAUCAAGUGGUUCAAGCUAUUUCCAGAGUUUCUUUCAAAUCCAUUUUAUAUUUCUGGAGAGUCAUUUGCUGGAGUUUAUGUGCCAACUCUUGCUGAUGAAAUCGUGAAAGGAAUUGAAGCUCGUAUAAAGCCUGUCAUCAAUUUAAAGGGUUACCUGAUAGGAAAUGCAGUCACAGACAAAGUAUUUGAUGGCAAUGCUCUUGUUCCGUUCGCACAUGGAAUGGGGCUUAUCUCAGAUGAUAUCUACAAGGUAAUUGAACAUUUCUUAUACCCAAACUUUUAUUCCGGUUGUAAAGGAAAUUACUAUGACCCUGAAACUGAUGAAUGCUCUAAUUUAAUUGACCUGGUUAACAAUGAAAUUGAUGGGCUAAAUAUUUAUAAUAUUCUUGAGCCCUGCUACCACACACCAACUGAACAUGGAAACAUAAGCAUUCCAAAAAGUUUCAAGCAGCUAGGGAGGAGUACAAGGUCUCUCCCUGUCAGGAAAAGGAUCUUUGGUCGCGCCUGGCCUUUCAGGGCACCUGUAAUCGAUGGACUUGUUCUUUCAUGGCCUCAAAUUAUCGGCAGCAUGACAACCUCUAUCGAUAGCAUGACAUCCCUCGUACCAUGCGUGAAUGAUGGAGUUGCAAAUGAAUGGUUGAACAAUGAAGAUGUGAGGAAAGCAAUCCAUGCAGCCUCGGGGGCUGAGAUAGGCAAUUGGGAGUUAUGCUCUGAUAAAUUGUCCUACUGGCAUGAUGCUGGAAGCAUGAUUAAAUUCCACAGAAAUUUAACUUCUCAGGGUUAUCGAGUACUUGUUUACAGUGGUGAUCAUGAUAUGUGUGUGCCAUACACUGGAUCUCAAGCAUGGACUCGAUCACUUGGAUAUGAGAUUGUAGAUAAGUGGAGGCCUUGGAUAACUUCCGAUGAACAAGUGGCUGGAUAUGUACAAGCAUAUGACAAAAACCUCACCUUUCUUACUGUUAAGGGAGCUGGGCACACUGUCCCUGAGUACAAGCCAGCAGAGGCAUUGGAAUUCUAUAGGCGAUGGUUGGAUGGAUUGGCCAUUUGAAAAUAAAGCAACUUAUGUUCAUUUUUGUUUAGACUGGCUUGAUUCAUGGGUUAAAAGUAUAUCACUUAGUUGAUUAGAAGUACUCAC